UUGACUGUAUAUAUUUGUGUUUGUUUAGGACUGUAAGGUAAUUGGUGUAUGUGGAUUUUGAAUUUUAUUGUGGUUUCUAUUCAAUUGCGACCAGUAAUACUGAUUAAUAUUGUUGCGAAAAAUCUUUAAUAAAUAAAUAAAAGUAGUAACAAUGAAAUGUUUGACUACAUUUGUAGAGGUCUUAUUUAUGUUGAGUGUUUGUCUUGCCACUUUAUCGCCGCCGGCUGAUAAAAGGUCACAAAAAAGUGUAAAACCACAGGAAGGACCUCGUAAAAAUAAUGUGUUGGAUAGAAAACUGGUAGUAGAAACUCCGUAUGCGAAAGAUAUUAUUAAAUAUCAUGCAACUUACCAUCAAAACGUUAUAACACGGAACUUCAAGAAUCCUGUUUUGGGUUAUGUUACUCCGUGGAACGACAAAGGGUAUAAUGUCGCGAAGACGUGGGCUCCGAAAUUUAACUAUAUAUCACCGGUGUGGUUGCAAGUCAAGAGACAAAGUCCAAAUAUUUACAUAAUUACAGGCUUACAUGAUGUGGAUCAUGCAUGGAUGAAAGAAGUCAGGCAGAGAAGCUCUCCUGGAAAUGUCAAAAUAUUGCCGAGACUCUUAUUUGAUAAUUGGCAAUCAGCAGACCUGAAAGCUUUUUUCAAAGACACAUCAUCAAUGUCAGAGCAAAAGGCAUUGAUAGAAGAGGUGAAGAAAACAUGUAAGCAGUGGAACUUUGACGGGAUUGUGUUGGAAAUGAUCUCUCAAAUUGGAAAAUAUGUAGAAAAAUCAGUAAAAUUUAUUCAGCAAUUUGGUUUAGAAAUGAAUGAAGAGAACUACAAAUUAAUUCUAGUCUACCCACCAUUCCGAGGAUAUCCAAGUGAUGAGUUCUUUAUAAGUGCUUACAAUGACAUUUAUCCUUAUGUAGAAGCUGUAUCUGUUAUGACAUAUGACUUCUCAAGUCCUCAAAAACCAGGACCAAAUGCUCCUCUAUAUUGGAUGAGACUCUGUCUAGAGAAAUUAAUUGAUAAUGAAGAAAAUCCAUUAAAAGAAUCAAAGAUUUUGCUUGGUCUUAAUUUCUAUGGCUCUUCAUACACUACCAAUGGAGGUGGACCUAUUGUGGGCACCGAGUAUAUUGAACUGAUGAGAAAUGCCAAGAUUAAUCAGAUGUUAUCUUAUAACAACAAUACUGCUGAGAACUACAUAGAAUUAAAAACAUCACAAGGAACCAAGAAAGUGUUUUACCCUACUUUAUAUUCAAUAAAAAAAAGACUGGAACUGGCAGAAGAGUUUGGUACUGGCAUUGCCAUAUGGGAGUUGGGACAAGGCUUAGAUUAUUUCUAUGACCUGCUCUAAUAUGUGAUAUAUUUUUAAAUUUAAUUAAGUAUUUAUUUUAUUGGAUAAACUUUAACCUGUA
Molecule: messenger RNA, 1397 nt
Organism: Leptidea sinapis
Lineage: Eukaryota; Metazoa; Arthropoda; Insecta; Lepidoptera; Pieridae
Product: chitinase domain-containing protein 1
Exons: 6
Coding region: 152-1336 (394 amino acids)
Biological process (GO): carbohydrate metabolic process
Cellular component (GO): extracellular region
Molecular function (GO): oligosaccharide binding; chitin binding
Source: RefSeq, a predicted model, not a curated record